CAGCGCCUGGGCGGCGGGGCUCUCCGGGGGCGGCCAUGGAGUCGGUGCGGGCACAGCGGCUCCAGCCCGGAGUGGGGACGCUCCGCUCCCUCCGCCCCGGCGUUACCGGUGCCUCCGCUCCCCCGGCUCCUCCUUCCGCCAUCCUGGCGGCUCCGCUGCCUCCCGCCGCUCCUCCUCCUCCGGCCGGGCUGGGGGGGCUGGGACUGGGGCUGCCGCCGCCGCCUCCCCCCUUAGGCCUUCAGGGCCCCGCCGGCAAUCGGGAGGAAGCGGAUAAUCCCAACACCGGGAUCGGCGCUUUCCGCUUCAUGCUGGAAUCCAACAAGGGCAAAUCCAUGCUGGAGUUCCAGGAGCUGAUGACGGUCUUCCAGCUCCUGCACUGGAAUGGCAGCCUGAAAGCCAUGCGGGAGAGGCAGUGCUCGCGGCAGGAGGUCCUGGCCCACUACUCCCACCGCGCGCUGGACGACGACAUCCGUAACCAGAUGGCCAUGGACUGGGUGAACAGGGAACAAACCAACCCGGGGGCUCUUUCCAGAGAGUUGGCUUCUACGGAGAGAGAGCUGGACGAAGCCCGGCUGGCCGGGAAGGAGCUACGUUUCCAUAAGGAGAAGAAAGACAUCCUGAUGCUGGCGGCCGGCCAGCUGGGGGGCACGCACCCCCAAAACUGCUAGACUCUUUUUUUGUCCCCCCCCUCAACUCCCUGAGCCCUCCCUCCUCACCUUAAAGCAUGUUACCGCCUCUUCCGGCCCGUUUGCACAUUUUAAAGAUCUUUUUUUUUUAAAAAAAAAAAGGCAAAAAAAAAAAAAAAGCCCUCUU
Messenger RNA from Calidris pugnax (ruff), 813 nucleotides. It is a transcript of the gene LIX1L, whose product is annotated as limb and CNS expressed 1 like. Lineage: Eukaryota; Metazoa; Chordata; Aves; Charadriiformes; Scolopacidae. Gene Ontology annotation, cellular component: cytoplasm. The record is from RefSeq and is a predicted model, not a curated record. The coding region runs from base 36 to 668 and encodes 210 amino acids. Gene Ontology annotation, biological process: autophagosome maturation. The transcript has 4 exons.